Molecule: messenger RNA, 750 nt
Organism: Paralichthys olivaceus (Japanese flounder)
Lineage: Eukaryota; Metazoa; Chordata; Actinopteri; Pleuronectiformes; Paralichthyidae
Source: RefSeq, a predicted model, not a curated record
AUGGGGAGUGAACUUAAUUGCUUUUACAGCCACCUGGACCGAAAGAGCAUGCUUACCCUUGAGCGUCAAAGUAAAACCUGUGUGACCCCAGUGGCCGGACCCCCGGAGGGAGGCACCCGGGUGACCAUCCACGGCACAAACCUCGGCCUGGCCUUUUCAGACAUGGUGGGAAACGUGGAGGUGGCAGGGGUGAGGUGUACUCCUGUGGAGGAAGGUUACAUCAUCGCUGAACAGAUCGUGUGUGAGAUGGACACGGCUCCCGCAGAGAGUCGCCCCGGUUCGGUCCAGCUGUGUGUUGGAGAGUGUCGCCCAGAGCUCAGGGCUCGUUCCACGCAGCUCUACUCCUUUGUGACUCCCUCAGUCACAGGUCUCUCCCCCAGCCGUGGUCCAGAGUCCGGAGGCACCAAAGUGACCAUAAUAGGAGAAAACCUGGGCGCCGGCAGCAGCGUCAACGUUCAGUUUGGAAACCAAACGUGCGAGUUCUUCGGACGGACCGUGUCGGAGAUAGUUUGCUACUCAGCCCCUUCGCUGUCUGGUGUGGGCCCGGUGCAGAUCAGCGUGAGCGUGGACCAUGCUCAAAUCAGAGAGAGCCUCACCUUCGAGUACAUAGAAGACCCGACCGUCCAGCGCAUCGAACCAGACUGGAGCAUCGCAAGUGGCAACACCCCUCUCAUGGUCACAGGAACCAAUCUGGACGUGGUCCAGGAGCCGAGGAUGCGCGUCAAAUACGCCGGCCGAGAGUCCGUGAAU